AUGAUACGGACAACUACAAUCCCAUCAAUUGCCUCCCGAUCAUUUCCACUCCGAAUACCCAGAACCAUCAGACAAUACACAUCUUACAACGUCGCUGUAGCAGGUCUGACGGAAUCACAAGAAGAAUUCCGAAAUGUAGUUCAUGAUUUCGCUCAGAAGGAGAUUGCACCAAGGGCAGAAGAGAUCGAUAAGAGCAAUCAUUUACCAGAGGACAUAUUCCCAAAACUCGGUGAGAUGGGCUUGCUGGGGGUGACUGUCCCUGAGAAAUGGGGUGGACUGGGGCUGGGGUAUCUGGAACAUACUAUAGCUAUGGAGGAAAUUAGUAGAGCUUCGGCUAGUAUCGCUCUGAGUUAUGGUGCUCACUCCAAUCUUAUGGUCAACCAAUUGAACCGAUGGGGAACCGACGACCAAAAAUCCAAAUACCUCCCGAAACUCUUAUCAGGCGAACAUAUCGGUUCUCUAGCGAUGUCAGAGCCCAACGCCGGAUCAGACGUAGUGUCAAUGAGGACCAAAGCGGAGCUGAAGGGUGGGAAAUGGAUAUUGAACGGUUCGAAAUGCUGGAUAACAAACGCACCUGUAUCUUCGACUUUCCUAAUCUACGCCAAAUCCGAUACUUCAGUCGCACCAAGUAAAGGUAUGACUGCUUUCCUGGUUGAAAGAGGCUUUAAGGGAUUUGAGGUUGGCGAGAAGUUGGAUAAAUUUGGUAUGAGAGGAUCACCGACUGCUGAACUAUUUUUCGAUAAUGUUGAGAUACCCGAAGAGAAUGUGCUAGGUCAAGUGGGAAAAGGAGCUGCGGUGUUGAUGUCUGGCCUAGACUUCGAAAGAUUAGUCUUGAGUGGUGGACCUUUAGGAAUCAUGCAAGCCGCUUUAGAUCUGACUUUGGAUUAUACCCACGAGAGAAAACAGUUUGGUAAGAAGAUCGGAACAUUUCAAUUGAUACAGGGGAAACUGGCAGACAUGUAUACCAAGCUUAGCGCUUCUCGAGCUUAUGUCUAUGCUGUGGCUAGAGCCUGCGAUGCUGGGAAGGUCUCCAGGCAGGAUUGUGCCGGUGCGAUCUUGUACUCUUCGGAUAGAGCUGUAGAGGUGGCUAUGGAAGCUCAACAGUGUUUGGGUGGUAAUGGUUACAUCAACGACUACCCCGCUGGUCGUCUCCUUCGAGAUUCCCGAUUAUACACCGUCGGAGCAGGUACGCAGGAGAUCCGAAGGAUGUUGAUUGGAAGAGGGUUCAAUGAGGUGUAUGAAGAAGCUGAAGGGAGAGGAAUAGCGCAAUGA
This is a messenger RNA of Kwoniella botswanensis, 1272 nucleotides long. RefSeq lists its product as uncharacterized. The coding region runs from base 1 to 1272 and encodes 423 amino acids. Lineage: Eukaryota; Fungi; Basidiomycota; Tremellomycetes; Tremellales; Cryptococcaceae. The record is from RefSeq and is a predicted model, not a curated record. Gene Ontology annotation, biological process: L-leucine catabolic process. Gene Ontology annotation, molecular function: 3-methylbutanoyl-CoA dehydrogenase activity; flavin adenine dinucleotide binding. The transcript has 14 exons.